This is a messenger RNA of Stylonychia lemnae, 2850 nucleotides long. The record is from the annotation of a GenBank genome assembly. NCBI's taxonomy places the organism in Eukaryota, Ciliophora, Spirotrichea, Sporadotrichida, Oxytrichidae.
AUGAAGCCACUAACAGACGAGGAAAGAAAAACAGAAAAAAAUAAAUUUUGGACAACAUCAUAAGAUUCUAUCACAUAAACUCAAACCAAGGAAACAUAUAACUUUGGUAAUUUCUUAAAAUCAACUAAUUUUUACAUAGACAAAGUUUACAAUGAUGAAAUGACAACUGGCUAGAUAUUUGAUUCUGAGGCUAAGUAAUUAGUUCUCUCUUCUCUAGAUGGCUAUAACGUAACAAUCUUUGCAUAUGGUUAGACAGCAUCAGGCAAAACUUUCACCAUGAGAGGAAACAACUAGCAACAAGGCAUUAUUCCUCUCGCACUAUCCGAAAUAUUUUAAAAUCUAAAUGAGUAUCAUGGUGCCUCAUACACGCAAAAAGAUCCACAUUAUCACACAAAUGAUCCUAGGACCUGGAAUGUUAAGGUUUCAUAUCUUGAAAUUUACAAUGAAUGCGUAAAUGACUUAUUGGACCCUACAAGGAGAAAUUUGGAUGUCAGAGAAAGCAGACAAAGAGGAAUCUAUAUUGAUAGGCUUUCCGAAUUUGAAGUGUCUUCAUUAGAGGAAACAAUGAACUAUUUACUAAGAGGUGAUGAAUAAAGAGCUAUAGCUGAGACUAAAUUGAAUGAAAAGAGUUCUAGGUCCCACACUGUUUUCUAAAUUGAUAUUACAAUGAGAGAGAAAAAUUUCGAAACUGGGAAAAUGCUUAUAAGAACCUCAAGGAUAAAUCUUGUAGAUUUAGCUGGAUCCGAGGGAGUAAAUAAAACAAAGUCUGAAGGAGUAAGAUUUAGAGAGGGUACCAAUAUAAACAAAAGUUUACUAGCAUUAUCAACUGUAAUAUAUAGACUGAGUCAAAAAUACUAAUAAACUGCUAAGAACUAUUUCAUCAAUUUUAGAGAUUCAAAGCUGACAAGAAUUCUAUAACAGCCUCUUUCUGGUAAUUCGUAAACAGCCAUCAUCUGCACUAUGUCUCAGAUUCAUUCCAACUAUGCAGAAUCUAGAGAGACUCUUAAUUUUGGUGCUAGGGCUAAGAAUAUCAAAACAUAUGUUAAUGUUAAUGAGGUACUGAAAGAAUCUGCUGAGGAAUUAGUUACAAAACUUUAGUAAGUUACUAAGGAAAAUGAAGACUUAAGGAAGAAGUUGAAAAUAUAAGAAGAUUUUGAGAAAACUCUUGAAAAUAAUUAAGAAGAUUUUAGUUCAUUAGGCUAUUUGAAAUCGUAUCAAGACUAUAUGAUAAAGUUGUUAGAUGAAAAGAGCGAUAUCAUUUUAGAAUUGGAGAAGCAGGUGUAAAAGUUGUAAGACCAGAAUGACGAAAAUGCAUAGAAAAUGGAAACGCUAGAAUAAGAAAAUAUAAAAAUUAAUGAGAAACAUCUUAAACUUAUAGAAUUUAAUGAAGAAAAUUUGCUUUUCAACGAACACUUAAUGAAUAGGAGAAUUGAACUUGAGUAAUAGGUAAUUGACCUAAAAGCAAAUAUGAGAAUCAAUGAAAUCUAGCAGUAGGUACAGAGAUUUUCCUUAGAUAAUACAAUGAAUAACCUCUAUGAUGUUAAUCAAGGAGAUAAUCAAGGUAUAUCUGAAUCAUAUAUUCUUUCUAAUAAGAAAUCUCCAAUUUUCGCUGAUCCCAAUUAAGAUAUGUAGUAAGAUGUACUUUAUCUAAUGCAGGAGAAUGAAAAGCUUAAGUCAACCAUCUAAUUUUUAAAAGAUUCAUAAGAGGAGCUUGAUUUGCAAUAUCAGCAGACUCACUAACUCCUUCUAAGUUAUAAGGAUUAGCUACAGACUGAGAAAGAUAACAACCUAAGGCUGAUGCAAAACUAUAGGGGACUAAGACUAGAAACUAAAAAGAAGGAUAAGUAUAUCAGCUAAAAAAAUUUCAUAAUUUAAGGAAUGUGCCAGAAGAUGGACUUGCUGGAGAAAUCGAAUAAUUGUCUUUUCAAAGAAUUAGACAACACUAUUUCAGGAGUUAGUUUGAUUGAAAAUGAUACUUAGAAUGAAAUAAAUAUGGAAAACUUGAACAUCGAUGAAAACAGAGAAACAAAAGAGCCGAAAUCAGGUCUGAAGAAUAAGACAUAGUUUAUGGCUUAAAGUUUAAAAACUUAGAUUAUGGAGCUAACCACUAAAGUGGAAAUUUUGCAAAAUGAAAAAAUGAAUCUAUAGACUGAGGUAGAUACACUAACAGCUGAUCUUGAAGAGGCAGAGAAGAAUAUCUAUGAGCUUACAAUGAACAUCAAGAAUAUGCAUUAUGAUAUUGAGGAAAUAGAGGAUAUUAAUGAGGAGCUUCAAAAUGAUAAAGAUAGUAUUGAGCAACGAUAUAUGGAGAGAUUCAAACAAAUGGAGGAGGAGACUCAUCUAGCGAAUGAGGAAAAUAACACUUUGAAGCAUAAGAACAUAACUCAGAGCAGACUAAUAUCUGAUCUUUAAACUGAAAUUGUGGAAAAAGAUAGGUUGGAAAAUGAUGCUAAAAGAUUUAAAUUGAACUCAGAUACCUCAAACAACGGAUAAUCUUUCUUGAGUAGCGUUAUUGGAGAAAAAGCAAAAUAUAACAACGAAUUCUCUAAAGGUGUUCAUGAUGAACUGCAAGAAAAUUAAGGCUUAUUUGCAAGAUUAAAGAAUCAUUUAUUUAGCAAAAAGGUUCCAAUAAAGAACCAAGAUUUAAAUAUCCUUAGCUUAAACAAAGAGAAUCUAAAUGUUAAUGCGUCAAAAAAGAAUUAGGAAGCUAGUAUUGACAUCAUUAGAAGAAUGAAACAAAACUCCAAGUUAUAGGGGGAGGGAAAUUUUAUUAAGAGUACAAAUAGUAGCAAUCUUGAUGAGUCUUAGAAAAGAAAUAACACUAGCAAUAAGCCUACUUGGAGAUUUUGA